ACAAAUGUUGAUACAAUAUAUAUUAAAAAUACACAAAUACGUCUACCAAUAAUUUACAUAACUUCAAACCACACCGCCGGUGAUUUUCCAAACAAUUUCUCCAUUAAAACAGUAAAGACACCGUAAAACUCCGGCGGUUGCGUUUCUCUAAUUUCCUACAAAAGCUUGCUCUUUCGUUAGAUCAGAAUUAGCUCCCAUAAAGGAGAAAAUAUAUAUCAAAUUUCAAAAAUGGAAAGUAAGUCAGUUUCCUCUAUGCACAUAGCAAUGUACCCUUGGUUUGCUUUCGGACACAUUACCCCAUACAUAUACCUCUCGAACAAACUAGCUCAAAAAGGCCACACAAUCUCUCUCAUAAUCCCACCAAAAACCAAAAUCAAAGUAGAGGCGCAGUUGAAUCGAUACCCAGAUCUCAUAACCAUUUAUCCAAUCACCAUUCCGCGCGUGGACGGUCUUCCUUCUGGGGCAGAGACCACUAACGACGUCCCUUUUUCUUCAGUACAUCUCCUCAUGACCGCCAUGGAUAGAACAGAAAACGACAUCGAACUUCUUCUACGAAAACUCAAGCCCCACUUCAUCCUUUUCGAUUUUUCUUAUUGGAUUCCCAAGUUGGGUCGCCGCCUGGGCAUCAAAUCAAUGUAUUAUUCAGUGGUGGGUGCUGCCCAAAUUGGUUACGGUUUAUCCCCUACUACUUACAACAAGCUCAAGGGAAAACAAGUUACUGAGUCUGACUUGAUGAAACCUCCACCGGGGUACCCUGAUUCAUCGAUUUACCUCCACUUUCAUGAGGCACGGGACUCUCUUUUCGUGAGUAAUGUUAAGCCUGAUGGCAACAUUCUCUUUUGCGAUCGAUUGUUUAAAAGCCUAAUGGAAUGUGAUGUUUUGGGGUUCAGGUCCUGUAGGGAGAUAGAAGGCCCGUUUAGCGAUUACCUUGAAAAAGAGUUUAAGAAGACUCUUUUACUUUCAGGUCCACUUAUACCUGACCCACCAAGCGAUCCUUUAGAUAAAAAAUGGGUUGGAUUUUUAAGUCAUUUCAAGCCCAACUCUGUAAUAUACUGUGGUUUUGGAAGUGAGGUAAUAUUAACCAAAGAUGAAUUUCAAGAGUUGUUGCUAGGUUUGGAGCUUUCUGGGUUGCCAUUUUUGGUUGCAAUGAGAGCCCCUUUAGAAAUUGACUCCAUUCAAGAGGCUUUACCGUAUGGUUUUCAAGAGAGAAUUGAAGGGAGAGGGGUGGUUCAUGGGGGUUGGAUUCAGCAACCACAAAUCUUGAAGCACCCAUCUAUUGGGUGCUUCGUUACUCAUUGUGGAUGGGCUUCACUAAUGGAGGCACUGGUUAAUAAGUGUGAGCUUGUGUUGUUGCCCAAAAGAUUUGAUCAUUUUCAUAGUGCGAGGCUAAUGGGAAACACAUUGAAGGUUGGUGUUGAAGUGGAGAAAAGUGAAGAAGAAGGGUUGUUUACUAGAGAGAGUGUCUGCAAAGCGAUUACUACUGUCAUGGAAGAAGACAAUGAAAUUGGUAAAGGGAUUAGGGCCAACCUUGCCAAGUUGCGACAGAAGAUUAAUAGGAAAGGUUUCGAGUCUUCUUAUAUUGAUGAUUUUAAUAACAAGCUAAAGACUAUGUAUUAGUUUUUGAAUAUGUUUAUUUCACAUGCAUGGUAGUGCUCUAUGCGCUUUAGUUUUAUGAAUAAUCAUAUUAAUAUGUAUUAUUAUAUUUUUCUACAGCUGAAAUUGCAGUCCAUGGAUGUUCUUUAAAAAGAAUCUAUAUAUAUAUAUAUUAUUAUAAAGGUUAUAGUUCUCUUAUAUUAAUUAGAAUUUAGUUUUUUUUUUUUUUGGUAAGAAAUUAGAAUUUAGUUAAUAUUCUUUAAAGCGUUUUAUCAUAUAAUUCUUGUAUUUGUAUAUGUUUAGAUUGAGAAAGUUCUUGCAUGCUCUGAUUUUAUGGCACAAGUUUUUUUUUUUUUUUUUUUUUUU
Messenger RNA from Cannabis sativa, 1959 nucleotides. Its product is annotated as cyanidin 3-O-galactoside 2''-O-xylosyltransferase FGGT1. Gene Ontology annotation, molecular function: UDP-glycosyltransferase activity. NCBI's taxonomy places the organism in Eukaryota, Viridiplantae, Streptophyta, Magnoliopsida, Rosales, Cannabaceae. The record is from RefSeq and is a predicted model, not a curated record. The coding region runs from base 229 to 1617 and encodes 462 amino acids. The transcript is spliced from 2 exons.